Messenger RNA from Cryptotermes secundus, 2774 nucleotides. RefSeq names its product ras-related protein Ral-a (gene Rala). The coding region runs from base 389 to 982 and encodes 197 amino acids. Gene Ontology annotation, cellular component: plasma membrane. The record is from RefSeq and is a predicted model, not a curated record. Gene Ontology annotation, molecular function: GTPase activity; GTP binding; GDP binding. The transcript is spliced from 6 exons. Gene Ontology annotation, biological process: Ras protein signal transduction. NCBI's taxonomy places the organism in Eukaryota, Metazoa, Arthropoda, Insecta, Blattodea, Kalotermitidae.
UUAGGAUAUUAAUUAUAUAUUUACUGAGUUCUGCAUAAUAUUUGCCCUUAAUUAAACACAAAAUUCAGUUCUUUAUUUGAAUACUGAAAAAUUAAAAUAAAAGCAAUGCGAAAGGUCAACGACUCUAGGGUUUUCGUUCGCUGUUGUUGGAAGAAGGCAACGCCUCUGAAGUAGAAUUAAUGUUGUAAUAAUACUAUAAGAAGUUACGUUUCUAGUUUGAUAAAUCGCUUUUAUGGUGUGAUCCUGUUUCGUGCAUUUUAUACAUAUUUAAAAUAUAACACAUGAGUACGUGACCGUUGAAUACUAACUUCCUCGAGCCUGAAGAACUGGAUUGGAGAAACUACCACCGCAUUUAUCAUUUGUACUGAACAUAUCCAUUGGUGAUAUCAUGUCGAAAAAACCAAAUCAACAACCCGCACUUCACAAAGUUAUUAUGGUUGGGAGUGGAGGUGUUGGAAAAUCAGCCUUGACACUUCAGUUCAUGUAUGAUGAGUUUGUAGAGGAUUAUGAACCGACAAAAGCAGAUUCAUAUCGUAAGAAAGUGGUACUGGAUGGAGAAGAAGUACAGAUUGAUAUUCUAGACACAGCUGGACAAGAAGAUUAUGCUGCUAUUAGGGACAACUACUUCCGGAGUGGAGAAGGAUUUCUUUGUGUUUUUUCAAUCACAGAAGAUGAAAGCUUCCAAGCUACUCAAGAAUUUAGAGAUCAGAUCCUCCGUGUGAAGAAUGAUGAGAACAUUCCAUUCCUACUUGUUGGGAAUAAAAGUGAUUUGGAUGAGAAACGGAAAGUGUCACUUACUGACGCUAAUGCGAGAGCACAGCAGUGGGGUGUACCAUAUGUGGAAACUUCUGCCAAAACAAGAGACAAUGUGGACAAGGUUUUCUUCGACUUGAUGCAUAAAAUUGCAGCACAGAAAGCUGCUGAAAACAGUGCAGAGGAAAAGGAAGAUAUGGCAACUAAAACUUGCUGUGAGAUUCUGUAAAAUAAAGUCAGCAACACAAAACAAAGUAUGGAGGGGUGUGAAAGUGAGUGAAGAUGUUGGCAACCCAACUCGUGCAUUCAUAAUUGUACUUGUAAGAAGCAAGAUAAAACCAGUAUAUUUAAAUAAAAAGCUUUAUAUACUGAUAUUUAAAAGAAUUUGGUAGUGUUUGAGAGAUAGAGCAAUCAAUAUUAACAUUUUUUUUGUCAAAGACAAUGAAGUUCAUUUUGUUAGGUAUAAUUUAUAUAUUUAAGUUAACUGCUUGGAAUAUGCCUCAUUACACAGAUUAUUUCAAGGAUGUAUUUAUGAGCUGGUAGAAGACUGAUCAGUCACAGGCAACAAAAUUUGUAUAUUUUGAUCACCUUUCUUUCUCUCUACACUAUUGCAUUUCAUCUUUUAAUUUUUAUCUGAUAAUUAAGCAUUUAAAACUGAAUUUACAAUUAAACUUCAACAUGAGAGUUUAUGCCUCUUCCUCUCUCUCAUUGUCAUUAUUUAUGGUAUACAGUGAUGCAUUUUGUCAGUGCAGCCACAACAAACCAACACUUUGCAGACUGAAUGAAGAGUUAUAUUUUGAUAGGUGACUGUACUUGUUGUAUUAUAUACUGAUGCUAGAUGAACUCAGUAGUUAUUAGAAAAUUGGCCAUAAAUUGUCAGCAGCAGUGGUUCUCAUGGCACGUCUUCAUGAUCAAUUGAAAGUUUCUGCUUUUGCAGCAAAUAUCUGUGAACCUGUAUUACCAAGUUAUUACUGUGUGUUCUGUAUAUGGACUACUAACUUGUGCAAGUUUGUUGUACGGUUUUUGUUUCUGAGCAUACUUUCUUAUGCCUGAUUGUUAAAUAUUGAGUACAAUGUGGGUAGUACAGUUUUAUCCAUUUCAUUUUUCAACAUGUUUUCUAGAUUUAAUUUGUAGUAGCUCAGAAUUUGUGACCUGUGUUCAGGGCCUGCAGCCAGUAGCAAGUUAUUUGAUAACAGAUUGACUUCAAUUAAUUAUAACCCUUAUUUUGACCUGACACUGUCAUUACACUAUUACCAAGAAUAUCUCAUAUACAGGAUAUUACAGUGUUUGUGAGGCUAGACUCAAUUUCAAAAUCAGAACACAGUGCAGAAUUUAAUGAGAUUGUAACUUAUUACAAAAGACUUCACUCAGUCUGGAAAUUAAAGUGAAAACAGAACUAUCAUUGAGAGGGCAUUGCAACAUUGCUGGAAUUGUUUGCUUAUUUAGGAUGACUGUUCCAUUUACAUGGACAUCACAACUGUAUAAGUAAUGAUAAUAAUUAAAACAAUCACUUCCUUAAACCAUGACAUAAUAAUAAGAACCUUUCAGUUAAUGUUUGUAGCUAUCCAUAAGUGAUAUAAGCCAAGUACAUACCACCAGCUCACAGUCUGCAGAUAAGUCACAUUUUGAAGAAGUGUUUCAAAUCUCUUACAUUUCCACAUGUUACAGUUAUAUGUAAUUGUAAGCUUGUAUGGGUAAUGAAUACAACUUGGUCCUCAUUAUCAUGUUUUUGUUGCUUCUGAUGUGAGAAUAGAUUGAGAAGUAUUUAAUAUGGUAUUAUAACUGACAGUGAAACAGAAUGAAAAUUUUAAAAACUGGGGCUAUGAACAGUGUCCAAAUUGUCAGUUAAAAAUAUUGUGCCCUUCUGUCAGAAACUUUGAGAUUUAGCUUAAUCAUAUUCACAUGUGCAAAAGUACUGAAAUCCUAUUGUGUUAUUAACACUGCUGUGCAAGAUAUGGAGGCAUCUGUUGUUUAAUUACCAAAAAAUUGUUCAAAUUAAUUUUCAGUUUGAAGAAAGUCGU